AUGCGUCUUCAACCAGUUGUCUCUGUCCUCUUUGCCUCGGCCUUUGCCCAAGGCACCCUCAACCCUAACAAACCUCGCGACGUGGCCAACAUCAAACCUCCUCAGACGGCCGGCAGCGCUGAGUGUGCCACCAUCUUCGAACCCCUCGUCACCGGUCUGCCGUCUCUGCCCCCCGACUUCAUCUCCUUCUGGAGUGAUAACAACCCCCGGACCAAGGGUUGUCUUGCCCAGCCACCUUCGUCUCUGAAGUCUCAAUUCGCGAGCGUCUACGACGACUUCGGUUCGUGGAUUUCGUCCAACGAAGACGUCUUUUCGAGUAUCGCUUCCAAGUGCCCCCAGUACAACUUUAAUGGGAGCGGUGCUGCCAAGAGAGCAAGCUUUCCUGCGGCUUAUACCGAGUUGUCUCCUGAGGCGGCUUCUUGGCUCAAGUUUGCCACUGCUUCGGGUAUACCUCCCGAGUGGGCUGCGUACGGCUCCUAUUCUCCUUGCCCAGCCCCAGCCCCAGCCACCACUUCGACUGUUGAACCGACUACAACUCCUGUCGAAACCGGAAGUACCUCGAUUCCAUCGGCGGUUUUGGUCAAUGGGGGAGAUCGCAGCAUGGCCCGUCCUGUUUACUUCGUGGCUGCCGCCGGGAUGGUCGGAGCGGCUGUCGCCAUGUAA
Messenger RNA from Fusarium vanettenii 77-13-4, 663 nucleotides. RefSeq lists its product as uncharacterized. The transcript has a single exon. NCBI's taxonomy places the organism in Eukaryota, Fungi, Ascomycota, Sordariomycetes, Hypocreales, Nectriaceae. The record is from RefSeq and is a predicted model, not a curated record. Bases 1 to 663 code for a protein of 220 amino acids.